AUGGGCCACAAAUCCGAAAAAAGCUGCUCCUGUGAGUCUGUUGUGUCAAAGCGCAAACAAAAUCCUGAUACAGACGCAGAUUAUGAUAGUUCUGAUGAAGAAACACCCGCUUUUGUCGACGUUGACUUUGAUUUCUGCAAUUUGAACGCUGAGGUCGAUUACCAUGCUAUCAAUCAGUUAUUGAUUCAACUGUUCGGCGCGGGCGCCGAAGGCUUGCAGACAGGAACGUCAACAGAUUUGAUCUUGUCGGCAGCGAACUCUGGCGUCGAGAACACCAUCAAAACAAAUGGCGAAGAGAGCAACCCGUGUACUCUUCCUACUGUCUUGAGCUGCGAUGCAUACCGAGUACGCUUACCUCCUGAUUUUAAUUUCUUAGCGUUCACUGAUGGACAAAACGAGCACAGGAUAGUCCUGCUGUGA
Pisolithus orientalis is the source of this 420-nucleotide messenger RNA. RefSeq lists its product as uncharacterized. The record is from RefSeq and is a predicted model, not a curated record. NCBI's taxonomy places the organism in Eukaryota, Fungi, Basidiomycota, Agaricomycetes, Boletales, Pisolithaceae. The coding region runs from base 1 to 420 and encodes 139 amino acids. The transcript is spliced from 2 exons.